UUCCGGUUCUCCGGGGAGCCGGUCCCCGGCCUACCUUCCCCGGAGGAGCUGGGACUGUGGCCGCGGGUUCCGCCGCCUCGGGAGCCUUCGGAGCCCUCAGUCCAGCGAGGUGGUGGCGGCGGGGGGCGCGGCGGCGGGUCUCCCGCGCGGCCGCGAUGCUGAGCUCCCGGGCCCAGGCGGCGAUGACCGCGGCCGACAGGGCCAUCCAGCGCUUCCUGCGGACCGGGGCGGCCGUCAGAUAUAAAGUCAUGAAGAACUGGGGUGUUAUAGGGGGACUUGCUGCUGCCCUUGCCGCAGGGAUCUAUGUGAUUUGGGGUCCCAUUACAGAAAGAAAGAAGCGUAGAAAAGGGCUGGUGCCCGGGCUGGUCAACUUAGGGAACACCUGCUUCAUGAACUCCCUGCUGCAAGGCUUGUCUGCCUGCCCCGCUUUCAUCAAGUGGUUGGAAGAGUUUACCACCCAGUACACCAGGGAUCAGAAGGAGCCCCCCCCACACCAGUAUUUAUCCUUAACCUUGUUGCACCUCCUCAAAGCUUUGUCCUGCCAAGAAGUUACUGACGAUGAGGUCUUAGAUGCGAGCUGCUUGUUGGAUGUCUUAAGAAUGUACAGAUGGCAGAUCUCUUCAUUUGAAGAACAGGAUGCCCACGAGUUAUUCCACGUCAUUACCUCGUCCUUGGAAGAUGAGCGGGACCGGCAGCCCCGGGUCACACAUUUGUUUGAUGUGCACUCCCUGGAGCAGCCAGAGAUAACGCCUAAACAAAUAACCUGCCGUACGAGAGGGUCACCUCACCCCACGUCCAAUCACUGGAAAUCCCAGCAUCCCUUCCAUGGAAGACUUACGAGCAACAUGGUCUGCAAACACUGUGAGCACCAGAGUCCCGUUCGAUUCGAUACCUUCGAUAGCCUUUCACUGAGUAUUCCAGCUGCCACAUGGGGGCAUCCACUGACCCUGGACCACUGCCUUCACCACUUUAUCUCAUCAGAAUCAGUGCGGGAUGUCGUAUGUGACAACUGUACUCAGAUUGAAGCCAAAGGGACGUUGGAUGGGGAGAAGGUGGAACACCAGAGGACCACCUUUGUCAAGCAGCUGAAACUAGGGAAGCUCCCUCAGUGUCUGUGCAUCCACCUGCAGCGGCUGAGCUGGUCCAGCCAUGGCACGCCCCUGAAGCGCCAUGAGCACGUGCAGUUCAAUGAGUUCCUGAUGAUGGACAUCUACAAGUACCACCUCCUGGGGCACAGACCCGGGCAGCACAGCCCUAAACCUGGCGAGAGCGCGGGGCCCUCGCUCGACCUGCAGGACAGGCCGGCCGCCUCCAGAUCAGAGAGACAGAGCUUGAGCAGGGGGAGAGGCAGAGAGAGAGGGAGACACAGAAUCCGAAGCAGGCUCCAGGCUCUGAGCUGUCAGCACAGAGCCCGACAUGGGGCUCAAACCCACAAGCCGCAAGAUCAUGACCUGAGCCAAAGUCGAACGCCCAACCGACUGAACCACCCAGUUUUGAAUCAGCCAGGGGGUCCGAAAACACAAAUUUUUAUGAAUGGCGCCUGCUCCCCAUCUUUAUUGCCUACCCUGCCAGCCCCAAUGCCCUUCCCCCUCCCAGUUGUUCCUGACUACAGUUCCUCCACGUACCUCUUCCGGCUGAUGGCGGUUGUCGUCCACCAUGGAGACAUGCACUCAGGACACUUCGUGACUUACCGACGGUCCCCUCCUUCGGCCAAGAACCCUCUCUCCACCAGCAACCAGUGGCUGUGGAUCUCCGAUGACACCGUCCGCAAGGCGAGCCUGCAGGAGGUGCUGUCCUCCAGCGCUUACCUGCUGUUUUACGAGCGCGUCCUUUCCAAGAUGCAGCACCAGGGCCGGGAGUACAGGUCGGAGGAAUGACCACCCCGGCUCCGGAGCUAGAGCCGUGGCACUGUCCACACGGGCCAGGAACAAGGCAAAAUCAGACUGUGUGCACGCAAGAGGCCCCACUAGAGUCCUCAGCCUUCUGGUGUGUUCUAAGAGCAGGCUCCACGCAGGAGCCAGUGGCCCCAGUUCAAACCAGAUCAGGCUCCCUGAAUGGUGCGCACCGGACGGUGUCCUUGUGCUGGGACAGCAUUCAUUCUGUGUAGAACGUCUUUUUACUCACCUGCUAAUUAAAAGAAAUCCAACUCUGGAAGCCACCUUUUUUAUAUUCGGCCACAUUAGGUGUUCUCAGAGGGGAGGUAACUUUGUCUAAUCCUCUGAUUGGUUUCAGCCCAGAUCUUUUAUUUUUAAUAAGCAGGCCCAUAAAAAUCGUUCACGAGAAUUGGUGAAAUUGUUAAAGGCAACAAUUUAGAAGAAAAAGUGCCUUUCCCUUUCGAUUGCUUUUGUAGCACGUCCAUUUGGGAAAAUAUACGUUGUCCAAGAGUCCUAUAAACAAUUUUUGGAAAGCUCUGUUCCUUCCAAGUUUCUCAACGGAUGGCAACAGGACAGUUACGAGACGCCUCAAGAACACCCACCUCCUCUUUCUGUGGGUCUUUUUUAAUCUUUGGAUUCUUUAUAUGUAGUAAAAGUGCACCUGCCAGAUCUGCCCCCAGGGGAAAUUCUUUCACUGCUCGGUCAGUUGUGAGUGAACUCCCGGGUCGCUCUUAACUCUCUGCUUACCGUGCCCCAGAGACGGGAUGACGGUACGUCCUAAAACUGCGCGAAUAGCCGGGACGGGGCCGCCUCCGUGCUGGCAUCUGUGCCUCCUAAGCUCCACUCUGGACGGUGGUUCCUAACUCCGUGGCCCAUGCAGAGCUCCUGAGGUUUACAGGUGGAGCUGGGGGCUGUGUAAAAGGACAGUCCUAGCCUUGGUUUGAGAGCUGGGUUCAGAAGGAAGGGCACUGACCGUGGGGCCGCAGUCUUUCUUUCUGAGCCUCCGUUUCCUCAUUUGUAAAGUGAACAGUUAAGACUCAGUGAGCAUCAAAACCCCAGCCCUUCCCACAAAAAAAAGAGAAAGUUUUCAAUUUUUAAAAAACGUAUCAUUACAGUUGAUCAUCUAGUAUUGUCAUUUCAUUACAGGUCCGUACUCUAAAUUUAUUGGUUUCUAGUAGCCUGAUACAAAGACUGUAUUGAGCACUCUCUUCCCUCUUUGGAUAAGUCUCAUGAAUGCCUCUCAGGACCACAGGAAGUUUGAGGACACACAGUAGUAUCUAUGUUUUAGCUAGUUUUAUUUAAACAAAAAAAAAAAGAUACCAAACUCAAAUGGACUCCUCAGAGUUAAGAUUUGGAAUCAGAGCUGUCUAAAAGGUCCCCUGAGGGAAGGCUGAGGACCAUGCUCCUUCUGGUGGGGGCAGGCUGGCAGACACUUCUAGACGAUGCCUGGGUGUUGGCUGAAAGCGGAAGUGGCCCAGGCGAUCACCAUCCCGCCUGGCCCGGCACUCACCCCCGAGGACUCCAGACUCACUACCGAUUGAAAAUACUGUGAAGGUUCUCCAGGCCCCGGGCAUCAGGGAGAGAGGAACAGUUCGAAGCAUCUGAGGCCUUCACUGCUGACGCCCCUUCCUGAUUCCGUGGCAGGCCCUGGCUUUGACGCUGAACCCAGUCCACUAUUUUGCCUGGGUCUGGUGGAACAAACCCCCAGUUAUGUGACCUUACGCGGCGUUGCAAAGUCGCAGCUUUCGGUCACUGCUCUCCUGCCACCGAUUACUCUUUGAAGCCUGCCACUAAAGAGACACGCUGGGCACGAAAGGUGACGAUCCUCUGAACGUCUAGCUGUCAGCAGAUCUUUGGUCAGAGGCCAGGGUGGGAGCCAAGGUUGUAAAUGUGAAUGAUAAUCUGUGCAGUCUCUUAACCUGACUUAAAGCUGACUUCCUCAUUUCGUAAAUUAUUAGGCAUUGAGUAGCAGCCACAUCAUCUUAUUUCUGGCUUUAAGUUAUUUACAAAGUGGCUUCUCUUGGCAAAAAACUGAAGUUAAACUAGUAGUUUAUGCCAUAAUAACUGCUGAUUUAUGUAUUUGCUAAAGGUACCUUUUGUAUCUGCUGUGUAUUAUAGUAAUAAAAGAAUCUUUUUGUUAGGAAAAAAAAUCAACUGGUAUUCUUUCAUACUUGACCAAUUUGAUAAAGCCAUCCUCUUUCGGAAUCCUGCAUCGCUGUGCAAUAAGCCCUACGCCUGGAUUAAGCCUCUUCUGUGUUCCCUUUUCGGAAAGGGGAUGCCAGUUCCCUCCUGGAGUAGAGCGGGAAGAGAAAAUAGACUUACAAAAUGCUGACAAAGUUUUUACUUUUUAGUAGGCAGAAUUUUGCGAAAUGUCAGAUUGACCCGUGGAGCUAGAAUCUUCUUUCGGACGGGGAGACUGUGAUACCAGUGAGUGUUGGUCGGGUGGUUCAUCAUAAGCAAACUUCCGUGGGCCAGCUGAAGCCUGACCACCUCCACCUUCCGGGAGGGCUGCUUCCCCCGAGAAUCCUUAUGCCGGAAGAAGAAAUCUCUGCAGGCCCCAAAGGAGACCGAGGCUAUGGGGCUCCCGGGAGCCAGUUCCCUUUCAUCAUCUCUGUGUUCGCCGAUGUGGUCACGGCCAUCUUUGUACCUGCCACGAGAAAACAAGCACGAUGUACAAAACGGCUCCCUCCCGGAAUGUGCCAGAACGCUUGCUGUCCUACUGCGUGAAAGGUGCGAGGUGCAGCCCCCGCUCAUGGUUCUGCAGGGGCGGGGGGGCCUCCUCCGGGUGCGCAGAUGAACUGCGCCUGGUCUCCAUUUUACCUCUUCCUAUUUGAUCCCUCACCUUAAAACACACCUCACCAAAAGAAGCCAUGGACACGUCUUCCACUCCUCCCAGUUUGUGUACGUAAACCAGUAUAACAUAAGAUGGUUUCUCCCUACACUUAGACUCUGCACAGAUAAUCGUAAGUGCCCAUCUCUGAGCUCCUGGUACCCCUCUCUCCCUCACUUCUCCAGCCACAUCAGUGGGAUUUCCGUUCUAUACGCACCCCAAGCCCCCUCUGCUCUUCCUCCAGAUGUCUGUGUGGCUCAUGCCCUCUCUCCAGUUAGUCUCCAACUCCAACAUCAGCAUCUCGGUAAGCCCUCUGCUAACCACCUUCCCCUAAACUCAGGGUUCAUAAGCAGAGCGAUUCUGUCCCCCGCCCAAGGGACGCCUGGCAAUGUCUGGAGACACUCUGGUGGCUGCGACUGGGAAGGGGAUGCCCCUGGCAUCCAGUGGGUGGAAGCCAGGGAUGUUGCUCACAUCCUGUGAUGCACAGGGCAGUCCCAAGAGGAAUCAUCUGGCCUGAAACAUCAGUGUCGCUGCUGAGAAACCCUGACUUAAACCCAGAUCCCUUCCUCCUCGCCAUUCUUUAGCAAAAUCAGCCUGUUUAAUUUUCUUUCAGACACUUGUCAGCAUCUCGAAUGAUCUCGUUCAACUGUUCAUCAGACAAUCCCCUCUCGCUUCCCAGUGCAGCACGGGCUCCACGAAGACUGACCGUUGGUGCUGUCCCUGCUGCACUAAGGAAUAACUUGUACAAAUGAGUAAAAUAUGGUGAAAUCUAAACUCAUGCCUUCAGAAGAAGAAGAUUUAUACAGUUCAGUCCAGCAACCUAAAGAAGAAAAAGUAAAACGCAGGUAGGAUGUUACCUGUUAACGAGCACAAAGUUGAAGGUCUCUCCAGUCACUGCAGAAACACGAUCCCGGACGCGCUCUAGAACUGGGAUCCAGGGCUUUGGAGACAGAGUAAGGCCCGAAAACGUGUAGGUCAGCCCGGGGUUGCCAUAGGUCGCCUGCUUCCUGGGCACACUGUGCCACUUCCCAAACACCUGGACCCUGGCCAGCGCGCCUGU
Messenger RNA from Acinonyx jubatus (cheetah), 5764 nucleotides. RefSeq names its product ubiquitin specific peptidase 30 (gene USP30). The transcript has 14 exons. Gene Ontology annotation, biological process: protein deubiquitination. NCBI's taxonomy places the organism in Eukaryota, Metazoa, Chordata, Mammalia, Carnivora, Felidae. Gene Ontology annotation, molecular function: cysteine-type deubiquitinase activity; cysteine-type endopeptidase activity. The record is from RefSeq and is a predicted model, not a curated record. Gene Ontology annotation, cellular component: cytosol; nucleus. Bases 156 to 1877 code for a protein of 573 amino acids.